CACGGCGAUUGAUACUGCGAUUGAUAGUGCGAUAGAUAAUGCAAUUGAAAUAUACAUACAAAUACACGAUACCUAUGUCCAUACUCUAUUGUAGUGUCAAUCGACAAUCGCGAUUUAGACGGCUCCGCGGUGCGUCAGGCCGUCAGGGUCUUCACUCUUCAUUCUUCGAUCAGUCUCCUCCCCGUGUCGGAGGCCGCACGUAAUCCGUCGCCAUAGUCUAUCAGUCACAGUAAUUCACAAACGAUCAACCAUACGAAACAGCUAGUCUAACCAAAGGAGUCGACUUAUCUAACAGCAUGGCUACCAAAUCUAGUCUAAGAUCAAAGUGGGACGAGUUUGUGGACUCUUCUACAGCUACUGCUGUUGAACUUUCUGGUACAAACCAAAUGUCAACUGGGGUUCGAAAUGUUGUCGGUUGGCUUAAACAGGCAUCAUUAGAAGUACAGCACGCUAGUUUACGAACCCUAAGUACAAUGACUGAUCAUAUAUCUGGUGCAACUCCACCUCUAAUAAUUCUUCACUUCAAUGACGUCUACAAUGUUGAACCAAGAGAUCAAGAACCAUGCGGAGGUGCUUCCAGGUUUUCAACAAUGAUCAAAUCAUUUGCUCAUCAACAACCUAUGAUAUUAUUCAGUGGAGAUGUGUUUUCUCCCAGUAUAUUAAGCACAUUUACUAAAGGUGAACAAAUGUCAAAGGUGUUAAAUGAACUCGGUACCCAAUGUGCUGUUUUUGGUAAUCACGAAUUUGACUUUGGCCUUGAAGUAUUAUCAGAACGUGUUUCUGAAACUAAAUUUCCAUGGCUGAUGUCCAAUGUUGUUGAUAACGAGACUGGUAGACCUUUAGGAGAUGGUAAAAUCACACAUCUUUUAGAUUGGCAUAAUAAGCGAAUAGGACUAGUAGGCUUAGUCGAACGUGAGUGGUUAGACACUUUAGCUACUAUCGACCCAGAAGAAGUAACAUUCAUAGACUUUGUGCAAGCUGGCCGGUCUUUAGGAAAACAACUUAAAGAAGAUGGCUGUGAUUAUGUUAUAGCUCUUACACAUAUGCGCAUGCCAAAUGAUAUUAAAUUAGCCGAAAAUGUGGAUGAAAUUGAUUUAAUUCUUGGUGGUCAUGAUCACAAUUAUGAUAUACGAGAAAUCAAUGGCAGACAUAUCAUCAAAAGCGGAACUGACUUUAGAGAAUUUUCUAAAAUCACUAUCAACCUUGAUGAGCCUAACAAUGCAAUUGAGGUGAAAAGAAUAGAAAUCACUAAAGAUAUUGAAGAAGACGUUGCCAUGAAAGAAAUUUUGGAUUCUUACUUAGGAACAAUAGAAGGAAAAAUGAGUGAAGUAUUAGGUACAUUCACUGUUGAAUUAGAUGGCCGUUUUAGUCAAAUUAGAACUGGAGAAACGAACCUUGGAAAUUGGGUGUGUGAUGUUCUAUUAGCAGCUACAGGGGCAGACUUGGUAAUUUUGAAUUCAGGAACUUUUAGAUCAGAUCGUAUUCAUCCUCCUGGAGAUUUCACUUUGGGUGAUCUAGUUAAUGUUGUACCAAUGCAAGAUCCUACUAUUGUCAUAUUAGUAACAGGACAGCAAAUUUUGGAAGCAUUGGAAAAUAGUGUUUGUAAAUAUCCUAAAACAGAAGGACGAUUCCCUCAAGUGUCUGGAAUUAGUUUUGGUUUCGAUCCAGAAGCAGAACCUGGCAAAAGAAUUGAACCUGAUUUAGUUAGAAUAGGAGACGAGUAUCUUGUUCCUGAUCAGUCUUACAAGUUAGCUACCAAAUGUUAUUUACAUAAUGGUUGUGAUGGGUAUACAAUGUUAAAGAACUCUCCCAUUAUUGUAAAUGAUGAAGAAUGUCCUGAACUAGGAUUAGCUGUCCAAAACCAUUUUUCCGCUAUACAAAUGCGGCAAGGUAAAUCACGCCGAUUAUCCAAACACAGGCAAAGCUUAGUCACACUUUCUCGAAGACAUAGUUUGGUGAAGUCAAUGGAAGGAAAUGAAUGGGAAGGUGGGCCGUCGCCACUUAGAAGAGGUUCACUAACGUCGCCAAGUUUAUCCAUCCAUCAUCAUGGUUAUUCACAUUCUCCAUCACCACCAUCUACUCAUCAUUUUCACCAUCAUCAUCACAAAAUAAAUAGACGUGCUAGCUUUGAUGAUCUAGAACAGCAAACUUGUCAACUAUCACCAAAAGUUCAAAAUAGAAUUGUUAAACUUACUCCACAGCUUAGGGAAGAGAUGUUAAUUGAUCGGCAACGUUUGGAAGAUGAAUCUGUUAUACAGGAGGUUGACGAAUUAAACAAUUCUCCUCAAGGUAGUUUUGACCACUCAUAAACUCCAUAAACAGUCCCAGUAGUAUUUAUGUUGUUAAAUUAUUUCUUGUUCCUUUUCAAUCCAAAACAUUAAGUAGGCAAUUUACCAUUUCCAUAUUAUUAAUCCAUUCUACGCUAUUCUAUUAUUGUUUUUAAUUUUUAUUUCUGACCGAUGAUUCAUCAACCAUUUAAUCAAAACUAUUUUCAAUUGAAUUAAUACAUUGUAAAACAAAAUAAAAUUAAACCAAUUGGUAAUUAGUGAACAUUAAACUUAACAUGUCCAACCUUAAACAAUGUCCAUUUAUUACAUACAAUAUUUUGGAAAUAUUCUAGUCACAAAGACUUAUAAUAAUAAAUUGUAUUUUUUAUAAUAUUAUAGUUUAUUCAUAUUUAAUGGGAUUACUUGUUUUUAUUAAAAUUUUAAAUUUAUGUAAUUAUUGUUAUUAAAUAUUUUUACUUUACAUUGUUUUUAAUGUUAUUAAAAUUGUUGACUAGGUAUUAAUUUAUUAUGUUAUUACUUAUUAUUACUAUUAUUAAAAAUAUGUUGAGAGUUUGUUCAUUAUUUUUCAAACUUUUGUGUUAAUAAAAAUGUAUUUAUUUGCUCAUAAAAAUAAUUU
Messenger RNA from Metopolophium dirhodum (rose-grain aphid), 2904 nucleotides. RefSeq names its product trifunctional nucleotide phosphoesterase protein YfkN. Gene Ontology annotation, molecular function: hydrolase activity. NCBI's taxonomy places the organism in Eukaryota, Metazoa, Arthropoda, Insecta, Hemiptera, Aphididae. The coding region runs from base 297 to 2309 and encodes 670 amino acids. Gene Ontology annotation, biological process: nucleotide catabolic process. The record is from RefSeq and is a predicted model, not a curated record. The transcript has 9 exons.